AUGCGGACACAGUGCGCAGCAACAGCAACAACACAAAGCAACUGCGGCGGGCAUGCGCCGGCGCUCGACGCCACAGCCGCCGAGCCCGAGGGCUUGUGCCCACGGCUCGUCGCCCUGCGGGGCUGGUGCCGACAGCCUCCUCCCACGGGGGGCGCGCUCCUCUCCGGCAUCGCUCCGGCAAACAGCCGGGGGCUUCUCCUGGGGCGCGCCAUCGCGCGGAGCCCGUCCCAGCCACGAGGCUCAGCCUCUCCUGCUGGGGCGAAGCCUGGCGCGAGAGAUCCACCGAAGCCGACCUACAGAGGAGGAUCGGCAGGGACAGAGGGAAAGACCUAG
Molecule: messenger RNA, 333 nt
Organism: Prorocentrum cordatum
Lineage: Eukaryota; Dinophyceae; Prorocentrales; Prorocentraceae
Source: the annotation of a GenBank genome assembly